AUGACUUGGUUUUCAAGGACUUAUGAGGUAACAAAGAAAGCUGUUGGGUUUAUAGGACCGGGGAUCCUUAUUUCUGUAGCUUAUAUGGAUCCUGGUAAUUAUUCCACUUCGGUAUCUGCUGGGGCAAUGUAUGAAUAUAAAUUAUUAUUCAUUAUAUUUUUAUCCAACAUAUCAGCAGUUUUAUUACAAUGUCUAUGUAUUAAACUUGGUACUAUAACAGGUUUGGAUCUAGCUGAAAUGUGUAGAUUACAUUUACCUGAAUCGUUAAAUUUGACCCUUUAUAUAUGUGCAGAGUUAGCUAUUAUUGCAACCGAUUUAGCUGAAGUCGUUGGUACGGCUAUUUCCUUGGAAAUUUUAUUCGGUAUACCAUUGAUCUUUGGGGUGUUGAUAACGGUGUUGGAUGUUUUGAUCAUUUUAAUAGCAUAUGAAAAGGAUGGGUCUAUGAAGCAAACAAGAAUUUUUGAAACUGUAGUGUCUUUAUUAGUAUUGGCAACUUGUGUUUGUUUUAUUCUUGAAUUGUUUGGUUGUGACUUCCCUCCUGGUGCUUUAGGUGAGAUUUUCAAAGGUUACUUACCCACUGAACCUAAAAUAUUUAAAGAACAGAAUGCUUUAUUCUUGAGUUGUGGUAUUGUUGGUAGUACUGUAAUGCCUCAUUCAUUAUAUUUAGGUUCAGCUUUAGUCCAACCAAGAUUGAAAGAAUACGAUAUCAAACAUGGUUAUGCUACUGAAGAUGUUUACAAUGAAGAUAAUCAAAGUGAAAUUUCCACAGGUAAUGAAGAAUUCCAUGCUACUAUUUCAAAAUUUAGAAGUAUUUCUGAUGGUUCGAAUUUGACUAAAAAAUUCAGACCUUCUUAUGAAGCUAUCAAAUAUUGUCUCAAUUAUUCAUAUUUAGAAUUGAUUAUUUCACUUUUUGUCAUUGCAGUAUUUGUUAAUUCUUCCAUUUUAAUUGUAGCAGGAAACUCAUUAUUUGGUAAACCUGAUGCUGAAGAUGCUGAUUUAUUAUCAAUUUAUGAAAUGUUGUCCCAUUAUAUUUCCCCUGCUGCAGGUCUUAUUUUUGCAUUAUCCAUGUUAUUUGCUGGUCAAAGUGCUGGAAUUGUAUGUACUAUGGCUGGUCAAAUUGUUUCUGAAGGGUUUAUAAAUUGGUCUGUUAAACCAUGGAUUAGACGUAUCAUUACUAGAGUGUUGGCCAUCAUUCCUGUACUUGUAUUCAUCAUUAUUUUAGGUCGUGAAGGAGUUUCUAGAAUAAUGAAUUCCUCACAAGUAGUAUUAUCAUUUAUUUUACCUAUUGUAUCAGCUCCUUUGAUUUGGUUCACUUGUAAUAAGAAAUACUUGACUGUUUAUGAUACAAGUGAGCUUGUUAAUGAAGAAUCUAAUGAACAGACUGCUUUAUUAGCACCUACCAAUUAUUCUAAUGUUCCAGUAACUGUAAGAAAAAUCACUUUUGAAAAUGGUUUACCUUUAACUAUUGCUUCCAUUUUAACUUGGGUAGUUAUAACAGGUUUAAAUAUCUAUUUGGUUGUAGCAUUUGCAAAUGGCGCUGAUAUAUAG
This is a messenger RNA of Yamadazyma jaroonii, 1548 nucleotides long. Lineage: Eukaryota; Fungi; Ascomycota; Pichiomycetes; Serinales; Debaryomycetaceae. The record is from the annotation of a GenBank genome assembly.